This is a messenger RNA of Aphidius gifuensis, 3302 nucleotides long. Its product is annotated as hyccin-like. Gene Ontology annotation, biological process: protein localization to plasma membrane; phosphatidylinositol phosphate biosynthetic process. The record is from RefSeq and is a predicted model, not a curated record. Bases 362 to 1813 code for a protein of 483 amino acids. Lineage: Eukaryota; Metazoa; Arthropoda; Insecta; Hymenoptera; Braconidae. Gene Ontology annotation, cellular component: plasma membrane. The transcript has 8 exons.
UUAAUAUUAAAAAAACAAUAAAAAAUAUAUAUUUCGCAAAAUUCGUGUGAGUGAUCAUACAGAUCAUACAUAUUUUUUAAAAACAAAUAACACAAAAUUUAUUGCACUCAAAUUUAACAAUAAAUUAUUCAAGUAAACAAAACAAUGAUAUUAUCCUGUAAAUAAUCAAAAUAAAUUGACAAAUCAAGUGUCAAAAAAUUGUGUCAACAAACAAUUGUUGUUGUUAUUAUUAUUGCUAAAAAAUUUCCAUUAAAUUAUUUACAUAUUUUUGUUGUUUUUUUGGUAUUUGUUAAAUAUUUAUUUGUACAGUUUACAAGUGACAGUUUAUAUUUGUAAUAAAAAGCUAAUUGGAUUCAUCAAAAUGACUGAAAGUUUGGUAAAUGAGUGGCUUGCUGAUUGUGCUGAUCAUUCACCAGCUGAAUUGCACACAUUUGCAAAUACCCUGUCACAAGAUCAUGAAAUAAUUAGAGCACUUUUUACAUUAUUAGAAGAAAGAAGUAAAAAUAGUGAACUUGUUGAUACUGUUUGUAAUCAGCUAUUUGAUUUUUAUCGAUCACGUGAAAUUCAUUUGCAAAGAUUUACUCUUCAAUUUGUACCAACAUUGAUAUUUAUUUAUCUAAAUUCAGUUGCUCAUGGUGACAUUAAAAAUUGUCGUUCUGUGGAGACUUUGUUGAUUGGACUUUACAACCUUGAAGUUGUUGAUAAAUCUGGUGAAAAUAAAGACAUCUCAUUUCGUUUACCAUCACUGGCUAUGUUGUCAAUUUAUCACGAGCCAUCAAGUCUUGCUCCAGCAUCACUGACAGAAAGUGCUGUUCGUCGUUUUGAAGAGUGUAAUACAAAACUUGUUAGAUGGGGUCCACUUGAACAAGUUGAAACGUUAAAUGCACAAAAUAGACUUAAAAUAAUGACUGCAUUGUUGUUUGUGUUUAAUCAACAAUUGAGUUUUAUCAAAAAAUCAUCACUUGAACAACUGUGCAAAGUAUCAUCAAAACUAGUUACACAAGGCUUUACAAAACCAGGACAUCAUCAAAGAUCAUCCUAUGGAAGUGAAUCAAGCUUUGUACCAAGAUUACUUCCACGUAUACCAAUAUCAAAUCAAUUUAUUCUUGAGCUUCUACAUGGCAUUUAUUUUUCAAUGUACAAUGAUUGUUGGAAUGUUGGUUGCCAAGCAAUUGAAGAUAUACACAAUAGAAUAUGUUACGAUGGUUAUUCCAAUGUAUUACUUGUUACAAAUGCCAUUAGAAAUUCAAUAAGUCUUGGACCAAUUGGACAAGCUAGUGAUAAUUCACUUGGUGUUGAUGUUGCUCUAUCACCAGCUGCAGCAACACCAACAAUUUCAAAAUCAAUGAUAACAAAUGCAUCAUUUAGAACAAAAAAAUUACCAGACGAUCUGGAUGUAAAUCUGUUUGAACCAAUUGAUCAAAAAACAAUUGAUGAAAAACCACAGUUAUCAGCACCAUCAUCAGGUAAACGUCGUGUUUGGUUACGUAAACAUACACAACAAUCAUUUGAUGAUGAUGAUAUUAAUAUUAUUAAAAGUUGUACAUCAUCAAUUGAUAAUUCACGAAGAGAAAGUUUAGCAAGUAGUCAUGGCUCACCAAAUCGUUCAUCACCUAAAAAAAUACGUGAUAAAAAAUUUGAUAAUACUGGAGAAUUAUUGUCAUCUGUUGAUGUUCAUAGAAGAAGAAAAGAUAAAGAUAAAAAUACAUCACCAGGAAAUGAAAGUAGAUUAUCUGCUGGUGCUAGAUUAUACAGAGUUCUUGAAGAACAAUCACUUGGUGAUAAAAAUAUUGCAUCACUUGACAGUUUAUGAUAUUCCAAUUGUUGAGAAAGAAGACAGCACUGUUGAUGCAAAAGUAAAUUUAGUAUCAAUAACUGAAGAAGAAGCAUCAUCGGAUCCAACAAGAGUUGGUUCAAUUCGUCAAGCUCGUGACAGCAAUAAAAGUGCAUCUAAAAUAACAAAUUUUAGCUUAACUAAAAAACCAAAAGACAAAGAUAAUAAUAAUGGUAAGAUUAAUAAAAAUGGAUAUACUCCAAAUGAUAAAGAUAAUAAUAAUAAAAAAUCAAAUAAUCAAUUAUCAAAUAAUAAAGAUAAUAUAAAAGGUAGUAAAGUUAUGUUAAAUAUUGAUGAAAGUGAUGGAACAAUACCAUUAGCCACAAUUAAAAAAAGAAAUGAUAGUGAUACUAAUUCAAUAAUUAUUGAUAAUGAACGUCAUUUGUCAAGUGAUACAAAUGACAGUGUAGAAACUGAUGAUACAAUUAGAAAUCAAGAUGAGCAAACUGUAUCAACUGUUCAAGUUAGCUCAGUCUAAUCAAUCAAUUAUAAAUUGAAUCAUAAAUUAAUUAACACAAAUCAUCAUUUAAUUAAAAAUUAAUUUUUCUAAAAAUUUAAAUUCAGCUAAUUUACGUUAAUUAAAUAAUUAAUUAAAUUUUUUUUUUUUUGAUAAGGAAUACUUGAAAAAUAAUUGAGAAUAUUCAAUUUGAAUUUUGUUUGUUCAUUUAAAAUAGAAAACAAUUAUCACUGCCACCCUAAGAAAAAAAAAAUUAAUAAUUUAACAAUUAUUUUUAUUUUAAUUAUUGUUAAUUUAAUUAUCAUACUCAAAUUAUUUUAUUGAAAAAUUUAAUAAUAAUUAUUUGUAAAGCAAUAUUUGUAAAUAUAAUUAACAAUAAAUUAAUUUAUUGAUUGCAGUUAUAAUAAUUGUUCUUGGAUGUUUUAAAUAUCCAUUAAAAAAAUUGAUAAAUUUGAGCAUGUUAAAAUUUAAAUUGUUGAUUAUAUAUAAGAUGUAUAUAUAAUAUUAUUAUUAAUUUUAAUAAACUAUUUCUCGUUGCUUUGUGGCCUUUAAAUUACUAUCAAAAAUUAUAUUCUAUCGAAUUUAAUUAACUGUAAAUAUUAAAAACUGUACUUAAUUAUUCAAAAAAAAAAGAAAAAUUACAAAUUAGCUUGUUAAUAAACAUGCAAAUUAAUACAAAUAAUCAACACAAUAAUAAUUAACAAUCAAAGACAACUUCAAAGAAAAAUCAAUGUUUAUUUUUUUCUUCAACAAAAUUAUAAUACGUAAUUAUUUUUUUUAUUAAUUAACAUCAUUCCAAAUAAUCUAGUCUGAAAAUUUAAUUUUUAUUUAAUUUUAAAUUAAACCAUGUUACUUAGAACUUUUAAUUAAUAUAUGAAUCAAAUUAUUUAAAGAUAAAUACGUAAUUAUAAACAAAAAAAAAAAAGGGGAAUAGCUGUUAAUUAAUUAAUUAUAACAAUGAAAAAUAUGUAUGUAUGAAAAAAAAUUAUAAUAAAUAUAUGGAAUAAACAA